This is a messenger RNA of Mercurialis annua (annual mercury), 2010 nucleotides long. Its product is annotated as L-type lectin-domain containing receptor kinase I.8-like. The record is from RefSeq and is a predicted model, not a curated record. NCBI's taxonomy places the organism in Eukaryota, Viridiplantae, Streptophyta, Magnoliopsida, Malpighiales, Euphorbiaceae. Bases 1 to 2001 code for a protein of 666 amino acids. Gene Ontology annotation, cellular component: plasma membrane. Gene Ontology annotation, molecular function: carbohydrate binding; ATP binding; protein kinase activity. Gene Ontology annotation, biological process: protein phosphorylation. The transcript has a single exon.
AUGUUUUCAAUUCUUGAACUUCUACUUAUUCUACUUUUAAAUUCUGUUUUCUUGAAACACUCUGGUUUUGCUCAGGAUCUAGAAAAAGCUGACCACUUCAUCUACCAUGGCUUCAAUGAAUCGAAUCUGAAUCUUAACGGAAUUGCGAAAAUUCAUUCAAAUGGCCUGUUAGAGUUAACAGACAUAUCAUAUUACAAACUUGGUCGUGCUUUUUUUCCAUUUCCUUUGAAUUUCUCUAAGUCUUCAUUUUCAACCAACUUCGUUUUCGCCAUCGAUCCUCAGAUGCCGAAUCUUGGCGGCCACGGCUUUGUUUUCGCGAUAUCUCCGUCUCCAAAGUUUACAGGCGCGUGGGCUAUAGAAUACUUCGGAUUGUUCAACUCUUCAACAAUUGGCUUGGAUUCGAAUCAUGUCUUCGCGGUUGAACUUGACACUAUACCGACUCUUAAUUUUUUAGACAUCGACAAUAAUCAUGUCGGAAUUGAUGUGAAUAAUUUGGUAUCAAACGUGUCAGCUUCAGCAGGAUACUAUUCAGACAAUGAACUUAAAAGCUUGCAGCUGAUAAGUCGAAAUCGGAUGCGAAUUUGGAUAGAUUAUGAUGAGGCCGAGAAGCUAGUAAAUGUAACCCUCGCUCCUAUAACAAGCACGAAACCCGGAAAGCCUCUUCUGUCAAAAAAAAUCGAUCUUUCUUUAGUUCUGACGGAUUCUAUGUAUGUCGGUUUUUCGUCAUCGACAGGAUCUAUGGCGAGCUAUCAUUAUAUUCUUGGUUGGAGUUUCAACAAAAGUGGGCCAGCUCAAAAUCUUGAUAUCUCAAAGCUUCCUUCACUUCCAGGUAAAAGAAAAUUAGGUAAAAAAGAACCAGAUUUAAGAAUUAUGAUCCCCUUGAUUACAGCAAGUGUUGUGGCGAUUGUAAUCUUCGGAGGUGUUUAUAUAAGGAGGAAGAAAUACGAAGAAUUGCGCGAAGAUUGGGAAGAAGAAUACGGACCUCAAAGAUUUUCCUAUAAGAAUUUGUAUAAAGCAACCGAAGGAUUCAAAGAGAAAAAAAUUCUCGGAAUUGGAGGUUUCGGAAAGGUCUAUAAAGGCAUAUUGCCUUGUUCGGAUACACAAGUUGCAGUCAAGAAAUUUUCGCAUAAUUCUGAACACGGAAUGAAGCAAUUUGUAGCGGAAAUUGCAAGUAUGGGAAGGCUAAGACAUAGAAAUUUAGUUCAACUUCUUGGUUAUUGUAGACGAAAAGGCGAGCUUCUCUUGGUAUACGAUUAUAUGCCGAAUGGGAGCCUCGACAGAUUCCUAUUUCAGAACGACACGCCAAAUCUGAACUGGGUUCAACGGUAUCAAAUCUUAAAAGGAGUUGCAACCGCACUUCUUUACCUCCACGAAGAAGGGGACCGGGUUCUUCUCCAUCGAGACGUAAAAGCUAGCAAUGUCAUGUUAGAUGCGGAAUUUAUCGGAAAGUUAGGAGAUUUCGGACUAGCUAAGUUUUACGAUCACGGAUCAUUUCCUCAAACGACUUGUAUUGUUGGAACUGUAGGAUAUCUAGCACCAGAAGUUUCAAGAACAGGACGGGCCACUACGAGCAGUGAUGUUUUUGCUUUCGGGAUACUUAUGUUGGAAAUGGCUUGCGGAAGAAGAACUAUAGAGCCGGAAAGACCACAUGGAGAGAUGAUUUUGGCAGACUGGGUUCUCGAUUGUUGGAAACGAGGCGUGAUUGUUCAGACGAGCGAUUUUCAAUUAGACGGUAAAUAUAUGGUCGAAGAAAUGGAAUUGGUACUGAAGUUAGGUCUUCUUUGUGCUCAUUCUAUACCGUCAAUUAGGCCUACGAUGAGGCAAGUGAUGCAAUAUCUAGACGGAAAGGCUGCCUUGCCGGACACACUACUCGAUACUCCUCGUACCGGUUUGGCCUUCGUUGACCGCGAAGCAGCUCUACGUAGCAGCUUGUCAUUUCCUUUAUCAUCUGACUACUCCAGCUUUUCUAUCACCACCUCGGUCCUUAGUUCGGGUCGUUGAAUCUUCAAA